Messenger RNA from Sarcophilus harrisii (Tasmanian devil), 2644 nucleotides. It is a transcript of the gene F2RL2, whose product is annotated as coagulation factor II thrombin receptor like 2. The record is from RefSeq and is a predicted model, not a curated record. The transcript is spliced from 2 exons. Bases 187 to 1335 code for a protein of 382 amino acids. Gene Ontology annotation, biological process: thrombin-activated receptor signaling pathway; positive regulation of Rho protein signal transduction; phospholipase C-activating G protein-coupled receptor signaling pathway. Lineage: Eukaryota; Metazoa; Chordata; Mammalia; Dasyuromorphia; Dasyuridae. Gene Ontology annotation, cellular component: membrane. Gene Ontology annotation, molecular function: thrombin-activated receptor activity.
ACGUGUUCAGAUGUGUUACACCCUUUUGCUGCAGAAAACUAAAGCAAACUUUCCAGCCGUUAGCAGUUCUGGGAAAACUUACAUAAAGAAGGCUCCUAACAUCUUACUCUUUGUCCUUAAGUUAUGAAAUUAAGGAAAGACCUUCAUUUUAAUUAAGAGACAGAAGUAUUUUGUGAAGUGAACUCCAUGAUCAAAAUGAAAACUCUCCUUUGGGUAAUAACUCAACUGCUUUUCUUUUCAUCAUCAACUCUGAGUCAAAGUGGUGCAGAUUUCGAACCUGACAAUUCUGGAGAGUCAAUCAUAGACAUCAGGACCUUUCGAGGUGCUCCCCCACCAAGUGAAGAAUUUCCUGUUUCUGCUAUAGAAGGGUGGACUGGAACUAUACCAACUAUAGAGAAGUGUGCUAUGGAUAAAUCAAAUGUUGUUACACUUCGUGUAAACAACAGCACCAUGGACUACCUUAGGAGCUCACUAAGCACCAAGCUAAUACCUGCCAUGUACAUAGUGGUAUUCUCAGUGGGUGUGUCAGCCAACACAGCAACCCUGUGGAUGCUUUACUUCCAAGCCAAAUCCAUCUCCAUGAACAUCUUCUACCUUAACUUGGCUGUGGCAGAUCUCCUCUUCUGUGUCACACUUCCCUUUAAGAUAGCUUAUCAUCUCCAUGGAAACAACUGGCUCUUUGGAGAGGUCAUGUGUCGUGUGACCACUGCCGUUUUCUAUGGCAAUAUGUAUUGCACCACUCUGCUCCUUGCAUGCAUCAGCAUCAGCCGUUACCUGGCCAUUGUUCAUCCUUUCACCUACCGUGGGCUCCCAAAGCGCACUUAUGCGAUGCUCGCUUGUGGUCUGGUAUGGGUCACUCUUUUCUUAUAUAUGGUGCCAUUAUUCAUAACAAGGCAAGUGUAUUACCUGGACCAACUUGGGAUAUAUACCUGUCACGAUGUACAUAAUACCUGUGAGAUGAUGUCACCCUUCCAUCUCUACUAUUUCAUCUCCCUGGCCUUUGUUGGAUUUAUAAUUCCACUUGUUGUUAUUAGCUUCUGCUACAUAUCCAUCAUCCGGACACUUAAAGCCUAUGAUCAGAAAUGGUUCUGGUAUAUUAAAGUGAGUCUCCUCAUCCUAGUGAUUUUUGCUAUUUGUUUCACGCCAAGCAACAUAUUACUUAUUACUCAUCAUGUGAACUACUACAACAACAACACAGAUGAUUUAUAUUUUUCCUAUCUCAUAGCACUGUGCCUGGGCAGUCUGAACAGUUGCCUAGAUCCAUUCCUUUACUUUUUGAUGUCCAAAAUCACUGAUCGGUCCAGUGCCUACCUGACAAUGGUUAAGACAUCUUAGAGAUCAAUCAGAAAAGAUAAUGUCUACAUGUUAUAAAAUACUGAAAUAUGUACUUCCAAGAAGUUCUGUUCUAUGUAUUCAUAUUAUAAGGUACAAAGAUUUAUAUAUACAUAUAUAUGAAGUUUACAAUUUCUGUAUUCCACAUAUACAUAAUUCUAUAAAAAGUGAAACUUUUGUUAGACAUAUGCUUUCAGUAUGUACUUGAACCUCAUUAAUAUGUAUUUUCCUAUGCUUCCUAUUUGAAGCAAAAUCUAUAGCCAACUUAGUAUAAAUAAUAAAAUAUAUAUGUAUGUGAGAAGUAAAAGGAUUAAUUUAGUUUAUGAUAAAGUGAAUCAUUAUCAGUUUUGAAAAGGAUUGACUCAUCAUUGUAAGAGUAUAUUUUUGGUAUUUCUGCAGGAAUUGAAGAUGCCAAAAAUUUCCUUCCAGUCUAUCCUAUUUGCACAAAGUCACCUUAUUUUUUUUUAAACUUGUACUUUCUCAAUCUUGCACAUCGUGUUCUGAAUAAGUGAUCUUAGCUUGUUUCAAAAAAUAUUUUUAAGAUACCAUGGAGUUCAAUAUGGUGUCCUAUAUAUACAGAUUUGGGUUUUUGUAGGAAUUUCAUUGUGGGGGAAAAAGAGAAAAUAAUAAGUCUGAUGUGGCAGUAGAGCUAUUUAGGUACAUAAGGUCAGGGCUUGAUAAAAUGUAUCAUGCUAAAUAAAAAUAAUCAGACUAUUACAAAGACUAAAGUAGGUAUUGGCUUAAUUAGCAAAUAUUCUCUCCUAGUUAGGAUCACAGACUCUUAGAAUUAAAAAAAAAAAUAACAAGCUAGCUCAACUCAUACUGAAAUUUUUUUAAAAAAUCUCCUUUGAUGGUAUUUCCAACAAAUUGUCAUCCAAACUUUGAGAAAAGAUUUCCAGUGAAAGGUAAUUUAUUAUAUUCAACUUUGUUAUCACUAUAACUUUUAGGAAUUUUCCCCUUUAUUAUAUUUUCUAAUGGGGAAAUCUUUUUGUGAGAAAAAUCUCAAAAUAAAUAAUUCCUAUAGAUAUUACAUAUAGUGGAAGUUGGGACACAAAUAGUAAAUCCAGACCAUUGGGAGAAGAAUAUGAAGUAUGGUAAACAUAAAAAGGCUAUGACAGAUUUUUUUGCACUAAAGAUGUUUGAAAGUAGUAACAAGCAUGUAAUAAUAUUCAAUUAAGAUAUGCAUAUAAAUUAUAUAAGCUAAUUAAUUUUGAGUUUGUAUAUAUUUGUGAACCUGUAAAUUACUUUUGGCAUUUACAUAUGUAUUUCACUAGGUUGUUAUAAAGAAUUUUAAUAAAUAUUUCUACACGUA